Molecule: messenger RNA, 279 nt
Organism: Belonocnema kinseyi
Lineage: Eukaryota; Metazoa; Arthropoda; Insecta; Hymenoptera; Cynipidae
Product: secreted RxLR effector protein 161-like
Exons: 1
Coding region: 1-279 (92 amino acids)
Source: RefSeq, a predicted model, not a curated record
AUGCAAAUAUAUCCUUACCCAGAACUUAUCGGUUCCUCAUCAUAUUUGGUAACAUGUACGAGACCUGACUUGGCCUAUUCAGUGAGCUAUUUAAGUCAGUUCAACAGUCGUUACGUUGAUACUGAUUGGGGUGCAUGCCCUAUAGAUCGACGUUCUUACACUGGUCGCGUUUAUACACUCAGUGGAGGUGCUGUAAGUUGGGAAUAUAGGAAGCAAAAAGCGGUUGCCCUCUCCAGUACCGAAACUGAAUAUAGGAAAUACUACAAUUCAGACAUUUAA